Molecule: messenger RNA, 2170 nt
Organism: Pseudophryne corroboree (corroboree frog)
Lineage: Eukaryota; Metazoa; Chordata; Amphibia; Anura; Myobatrachidae
Gene: PPWD1
Product: peptidylprolyl isomerase domain and WD repeat containing 1
Exons: 11
Coding region: 103-2067 (654 amino acids)
Biological process (GO): protein peptidyl-prolyl isomerization
Molecular function (GO): protein binding; peptidyl-prolyl cis-trans isomerase activity
Source: RefSeq, a predicted model, not a curated record
AGACUCGGCGCGCCCGCCGCGGAUUGGCUGGCGGGCGCCGGUGACGUCAUCCUCCGAGGCCGGCGAUUAUUUUGUCGCAGGGCUGUGACGAGAGGAGGGAAGAUGGCGGAGAGGAAGCGGCGAUCGCGGAGAAGCAGCAGCAGUUCUAGCUCCAGCUCCUCAUCUUCCAGCAGCGAGGGCGAGAAGCGGCCGAAGCGGGAUGAGGAGCAGCAGCCGCCGCCGUCGUCGCGGCGGGAAGCAGAGGAGGAGGAGGAAGAAGAAGAAGAAGAGGCCUGGAUCGGUCCUCUUCCCACCGAGGCCUCCCAGACCAAGAAGCGAAAAGUUCUUGAGUUUGAACGAGUUUACUUGAACAAUCUUCCAAGUGCUUCGAUGUAUGAGCGCAGCUAUAUGCACAGAGAUCUCAUCACCCACAUUGUAUGCACCAAGACGGACUUCAUCAUAACAGCAAGUCAUGACGGGCAUGUCAAGUUCUGGAAGAAAGUGGAGGAAGGAAUUGAAUUUGUGAAACAUUUUCGCAGUCAUCUAGGGGUGGUAGAGAGCAUUGCGGCUAGUGCUGAAGGAGCACUCCUGUGCACAGUAGGGGAGGACCAAGCAAUGAAAGUCUUUGAUGUCGUCAACUUUGACAUGAUUAACAUGCUGAAGCUUGGCUACCACCCCGGCCAGUCCGAGUGGGUGUACUGCCCUGGAGAUGCCAUCUCGGCAGUAGCAUGCUCUGAGAAGAGCACAGGGAAGAUCUUUGUGUAUGAUGGGCGUGGAGACAAUAAACCCAUGCAUGUGUUUGAGAAGCUGCACUCCUCUCCCCUAACUGCAAUCCGACUAAACCCUGUGUACAAAGUGGUUGUGUCAUCGGACAAGAGCGGGAUGAUUGAGUACUGGACUGGGCCUCCUCAGGGCUACAAAUUCCCCAGAAAUGUCAACUGGGAAUUCAAAACGGACACCGACCUCUACGAGUUUGCCAAGUGCAAGACCUGCCUCACAGGUAUCCAUUUUUCCCCGGAUGGUACAAAGAUAGCCACCAUUGGAUCUGACCGGAAAGUUCGAAUCUUUCGGUUUUUAACAGGGAAACUGAUGAGAGUGUUUGACGAGUCUCUGAGUAUGUUUACGGAGUUACAGCAGAUGCGUCAGCAGCUCCCGGACAUGGAAUUUGGGAGGCGGAUGGCAGUGGAGCGGGAGCUGGAGAAAGUGGACGCAAUUAAAUUAAUCAAUGUCAUUUUUGAUGAGACGGGCCACUUUGUGCUGUAUGGGACAAUGCUGGGCAUAAAAGUUAUUAACAUAGAAACCAACAGGUGCGUGCGUAUCCUGGGUAAGCAGGAAAACAUCAGGGUGAUGCAGCUUGCCUUGUUCCAGGGGGUGGCCAAGAAGCAUCGUGCUGCUACUACAGUGGAGAUGAAGGCCUCCGAUAAUCCCGUCCUCAUGAGUAUUCAGCCAGACCCCACCAUCGUGUGCACCGCCUUUAAGAAAAAUCGCUUUUAUAUGUUUACCAAGCGAGAUCCCGAAGACACAAAAAGUGCAGACUCCGAUAGAGAUGUUUUCAAUGAAAAACCAUCAAAGGAAGAAGUGAUGGCAGCCACACAGGCCGAAGGGCCGAAACGUGUCUCUGACAGUGCGACCAUUCACACCAGCAUGGGGGAUAUUCAUGUCAAACUGUUUCCGGUUGAAUGCCCCAAGACGGUGGAGAACUUCUGUGUGCACAGCCGCAAUGGUUACUACAACAGUCACGUGUUUCACCGACUCAUAAAGGGCUUCAUGAUUCAAACAGGAGACCCUACUGGCACAGGAAUGGGUGGAGAAAGUAUUUGGGGUGGAGAGUUUGAAGACGAGUUCCACUCCACCCUAAGACAUGACCGUCCCUAUACUGUCAGUAUGGCCAAUGCUGGUGCUGGUACCAAUGGCUCCCAAUUCUUCGUAACAGUAGUGCCAACUCCUUGGCUAGACAACAAACACACAGUCUUUGGGCGGGUAACCAAAGGAAUGGAAGUAGUCCAGAGGAUCUCCAAUAUGAAGGUUAACCCGAAGACGGAUAAACCUUAUGAAGACAUCACUAUCAUUAGCAUCACUGUCAAGUAACAUGUUUUUAAUCCUGUGGUAUAUGUACAUAAGUGAUUGUGAUUUUAUAUAUUGUUGAGUGCACAUUCAAUUGACAGCGUUGACUAUAUUUUAUUAAAAAAAA